This is a messenger RNA of Callorhinus ursinus (northern fur seal), 7039 nucleotides long. The record is from RefSeq and is a predicted model, not a curated record. NCBI's taxonomy places the organism in Eukaryota, Metazoa, Chordata, Mammalia, Carnivora, Otariidae.
CCGUGGCGGCUGCGCGGCGCCGGGGCUCUGGGACCGUGGUGCGUGGGCCGCGGCUGCCGGCGACACCGAUCCGUCCCCGGCCGAUCGGAGGCGGGCCUCGCGCGGCCUCCCUGAGUCGCUCCGCCCGGCGGGGCCGCGGCCCGUUCGCCCGCACGCCGCGGACUCGGACGGCCCAGGGACGAAUGAAUGAAUGAGCGGGCGAGGGGACGGCGGACCGGGCGCCGGGCUUCUCCUCGGGUGACCCCUCGGCGGCGAGCCGCAGCGCGGGGCGGGGGACAGGAUGAACCGGGCCAAGCCCGCGACGGUCCGCAGGCCCAGCGCGGCGGCCAAGCCGUCAGGGCACCCUCCACCAGGAGACUUCAUUGCUCUGGGCUCAAAGGGUCAGGCCAACGAAUCCAAAACGGCGUCCACCCUGUUGAAGCCUGCCCCUUCUGGCCUGCCUUCCGAGCGCAAGCGGGACGCCGCAGCUGCUUUGGCGGGCGCCUCAGCCCUGACCGGCCUCACCAAGCGCCCCAAACUCUCGUCCACACCCCCCCUGAGUGCCCUGGGGCGCCUGGCUGAGGCUGCAGUGGCAGAAAAGCGUGCUAUUUCUCCAUCCAUUAAAGAGCCAUCUGUGGUCCCAAUUGAAGUGCCCCCCUCCGCGCUGCUGGACGAGAUCGAGGCCGCCGAGCUGGAGGGCAAUGACGGCCGGAUCGAGGGCGUGCUGUGUGGGGCCGUGAAGCAGCUAAAGGCCACCCGGGCCAAACCGGAUGGCGCGCUCUACCUGAGCCUCAUGUAUCUGGCCAAGAUCAAGCCCAACAUCUUCGCCACAGAGGGUGUCAUCGAGGCUCUGUGUAGCCUGCUGCGGCGGGAUGCCUCCAUCAACUUCAAGGCCAAGGGGAACAGCCUGGUGUCCGUGCUGGCCUGUAACCUACUCAUGGCUGCGUACGAGGAGGAUGAGAACUGGCCGGAAAUCUUCGUCAAGGUGUACAUCGAAGACUCCCUGGGCGAGCGGAUCUGGGUGGACAGCCCACACUGCAAGACCUUCGUGGACAACAUCCAGACGGCGUUUAACACCAAGAUGCCCCCCAAGACCAUGCUUCUGCAGGGGGAGGUGGGGCGCAGCGGCGGGGAUCUCAGUGCUGGGAGCAGCCCUCACCCUUCCCUCACGGAGGAGGAGGACAGCCAGACAGAGCUCUUGAUUGCCGAGGAGAAGCUCAGCCCCGAGCAGGAGGGCCAGCUCAUGCCCAGGUACGACGACCUCACGGAGAGCGUGGAGGAGUACGUCCUCGACAUGCUCCGUGACCAGCUUAACCGGCGCCAGCCCAUCGACAACGUCUCACGGAACCUCUUGCGGCUCCUCACCUCCACCUGUGGCUACAAGGAGGUGCGGCUGAUGGCGGUGCAGAGGCUGGAGAUGUGGCUGCAGAACCCCAAGCUGACCAGGCCAGCCCAGGACCUGCUGAUGUCCGUGUGCAUGAACUGCAACACACACGGCGUUGAGGACAUGGACGUCAUCUCCCACCUGAUCAAGAUCCGCCUCAAGCCCAAGGUUCUCCUCAAUCACUACAUGCUGUGUGUGAGGGAGCUGCUGAGCGCACACAAGGACAACCUGGGCACCACCAUCAAGUUCGUGGUCUUCAACGAGCUCUCCAACGCCCGGAACCCCAACAACAUGCAGAUCCUCUACACGGUGCUGCAGCACAGCUCGGAGCUGGCGCCGAAGUUCCUGGCUAUGGUGUUCCAGGACCUGCUGACCAAUAAGGACGACUACCUGCGGGCCUCGCGGGCGCUACUGCGGGAGAUCAUCAAGCAGACCAAGCACGAGGUCAACUUCCAGGCCUUCUGCCUUGGGCUCAUGCAGGAGCGCAAGGAGCCCCAGUACCUGGACAUGGAGUUCAAGGAGCGGUUUGUGGUGCACAUCACGGACGUGCUGGCCGUGGCCAUGAUGCUGGGCAUCACCGCCCAGGUGAAGGAGGCUGGCACCGCCUGGGACAAAGGAGAAAAGAAGAACCUCGAGGUGCUGCGGUCCUUCCAGAACCAGAUUGCCGCAAUCCAGCGGGAUGCCGUGUGGUGGCUGCACACUGUUGUUCCCUCCAUCAGCAAGCUCGCCCCCAAGGACUACGUGCACUGCCUGCACAAGGUGCUCUUCACCGAGCAGCCGGAGACCUACUACAAGUGGGACAACUGGCCCCCCGAGAGUGACCGCAAUUUCUUCCUCCGCCUCUGCUCGGAGGUGCCCAUCCUGGAGGACACACUGAUGCGCAUCCUGGUCAUCGGGCUGUCCCGGGAGCUCCCUCUGGGCCCCGCAGAUGCCAUGGAGCUCGCCGACCACCUGGUGAAACGAGCUGCGGCCGUACAGGCAGAUGAUGUGGAAGUGCUGAAGGUGGAGAGGAUCCAGCUGAUCGACGCGGUCCUGAACCUGUGCACCUACCACCACCCGGAGAACAUCCAGCUCCCCCCCCGGGUAAGGUACCAGCCUCCGAACCUGGCCAUCUCCACCCUCUACUGGAAGGCGUGGCCCCUCCUGCUGGUGGUCGCAGCGUUCAACCCCGAGAAUAUCGGCCUGGCUGCCUGGGAGGAGUACCCCACGCUGAAGAUGCUCAUGGAAAUGGUGAUGACCAACAACUACUCGUACCCGCCGUGCACCCUGACAGACGAGGAGACCCGGACAGAGAUGAUUAAUCGGGAGCUGCAGACCUCCCAGCGGGAAAAGCAGGAGAUCCUGGCGUUCGAGGGGCAUCUGGCGGCGGCUUCCACCAAGCAGACCAUCACCGAGAGUAGCAGCCUUCUCCUGUCCCAGCUCACCAGCCUGGACCCUCAAGGACCCCCUCGGAGGCCUCCCCCUCACAUCCUGGACCAAGUGAAAGGCCUCAACCAGUCCCUGCGUCUCGGGCAUCUGCUGUGCCGGAGCCGAAGCCCCGAUUUUCUCCUCAACAUUAUCCAGAGGCAGGCCUCCUCGCAGUCCAUGCCCUGGCUGGCCGACCUGGUGCAGUCGAGCGAGGGCUCCCUGGACGUGCUGCCCGUGCAGUGCCUGUGCGAGUUCCUGCUGCACGACGCGGCCGACGACGCCACCUCCGGGGAGGAGGAGGAGGAGGGCGAGAGCAAAGAGCAGAAGGCCAAGAAGCGGCAGAGGCAGCAGAAGCAGCGGCAGCUGCUGGGCCGCCUGCAGGACCUGUUGCUGGGCCCCAAGGCCGACGAGCAGACCACGUGCGAGGUGCUGGACUACUUCCUGCGGCGCCUCGGCUCCUCCCAGGUGGCCUCCAGGGUGCUGGCCAUGAAGGGCCUGUCCCUGGUGCUGUCGGAGGGCAGCGUGCGGGAUGGGGAGGAGAAGGAGCCCCCGAUGGAGGAGGACCCGGGGGACCCAGAGGCGCUGCGCGGCUACCAGUGGCUGCUGCGGGACCUGCCCCGGCUGCCUCUGUUCGACAGCGUCCGGCCCACCACCGCCCUGGCGCUGCAGCAGGCUAUCCACAUGGAGACUGACCCGCAGACCGUCAGCGCCUACCUGGUGUACCUGUCCCAGCACACACCUGUGGAGGAGCAGGGCCAGCACAGUGACCUGGCACUGGACGUGGCCCGGCUGGUCGUGGAGCGCUCCACCAUCAUGUCCCACCUGUUCUCGAAGCGCUCCUGCAGCGCGGAGUCGGACGCCGUGCUCGUCGCUCUGCUCUCUAUUUUCUCUCGCUACGUGAGGCGCAUGCGCAAGAGCAAGGAGGGGGAGGAGGUGUACAGCUGGUCGGAGUCCCAGGACCAGGUCUUCCUUCGCUGGACCAGCGGGGAGACGGCCACCAUGCACAUUCUGGUGGUCCACGCCAUGGUCAUCCUCCUGACACUGGGGCCACCCCGUGCUGGUGACGGCGAGUUCCAGGCUCUGCUGGAUAUCUGGUUCCCGGAGAAGCAGCCUCUGCCCACGGCCUUCCUAGUGGACACGUCCGAGGAGGCGCUGCUGCUGCCCGACUGGCUGAAGCUGCGCAUGAUCCGCUCGGAAGUCCCUCGUCUGGUAGACGCCGCCCUGCAGGACCUGGAGCCCCAGCAGCUGCUGCUCUUUGUGCAGUCGUUUGGCAUCCCCGUGUCCAGCAUGAGCAAACUCCUCCAGUACCUGGACCAGGCGGUAGCCCAUGACCCCCAGACCCUGGAGCAGAACAUUAUGGACAAGAAUUACAUGGCUCACCUGGUUGAAGUUCAGCACGAGAGAGGAGCGUCUGGAGGCCAGACCUUCCAUUCCUUGCUCACGGCCUCCCUGCCCCCGCGGCGAGACAGCGCAGAGGUGCCCAAACCCAAAAGCAGCCCGGAGCAGCCUUCGGGCCAGGGCCGGACCCGGGCUGUGACCCAGGUGCGGGAGCUUGCCCCCGAGGACGACCUGGCCAGCAUGCUCCUGCAGAUCUUCCCGCUGAGCCCAGGCCCGCGGUGGCAGAGCUCCAGCGCCCGCCCUGCUGCCCUCGCGCUGCAGCAGGCCUUGGGCCAGGAGCUGGCCCGCGUCCGUCAGGGGAGCCCCGAGGUGACAGGCGUCACUGUGCGCCUCCUGCAGGCCAUCGCCACCCUGCUCAACUCCCCGCACAGCGGGGCCCUGGUGAUGUCCAUGCACCGGAGCCACUUCCUCGCCUGCCCUCUGAUGCGCCAGCUGUGCCAGUACCAGCGCUGUGUGCCCCAGGACACUGGCUUCUCGUCACUCUUCCUCAAAGUGCUCAUGCAGACGCUACAGUGGCUGGACGGCCCCGCUGGGGAGGGGGGGCCCCUGCAGGCCCAGCUCAAGCUGUUCGCCGCCCAGUACUCAGCGCGCCACAGGAUCAGCGACGUGCGGAGCGGGCUCCUGCGCCUAGCCGAGGCCCUGGCGUUCCGAGGGGACUUAGAGGUGGUCAGCUCCACCGUCCGGGCUGUGGUCACCACCCUCAAGUCAGGGGAGAAGUGUGGCGUGGAGCCCGAGCUUGUCGGCAAAGUCCUCCAGGGUCUGAUUGAGGUGGGGUCCCCUCACCUGGAGGAGCUGCUGGCUGCGCUCUUGGCCCCUGCCCCCACGUCCCCGACCUUGCGGCCCGUCACCGUGGUGAGCUCCCUGCUGCUGCAGGAGAAGGAGCCCCCGGCCCCAGGGGAGCCGGAAGCCGACGGCUGCAGCCCGGAGGCCGUACAGCUGGGACCCUGCUCGGGGCUGCUUGUCGACUGGCUGGAGAUGCUAGACCCCGAGGUGGUCAGCAGCUGCCCUGACCUGCAGCAGAGGCUGCUCUUCUCCCGGAGCAAGGGCAAAGGUCAUCCCGGCCCUCAGGUGCCAUCUUUCCGACCCUACCUGCUGGCCCUCCUCACUCACCAGUCCAGCUGGUCCACGCUGCACCAGUGUAUCCGCAUCCUGCUGGGCAAGAACCGGGAGCAGAGGUUUGACCCUUCAGCCUCUCUGGACUUCCUCUGGGCCUGCAUCCACGUUCCACGGAUCUGGCAGGGAAGGGACCAGCGCACCCCUCAGAAGCGGCGGGAGGAGUUGGUGCUGCGGGUCCAGGCGGCAGAGCUCAUCGGCCUGGUAGAGCUGAUCCUGGCGGAGGCGGAGGCCAGGAGCCAGGACGGGGACGCCGCCGCCUGCAGCCUCCUCCAGGCCCGGCUGCCCUUGCUGCUCAGCUGCUGCCGUGGACACGACGAGAGCGUCAGGAAGGUGACGGCGCACCUGACAGGCUGCAUGCAGCAGUGGGGCGACAGCGUGCUGGGCAGGCGCUGCCGGGACCUGCUGGUGCAGCUCUACCUGCAGUGGCCGGAGCUGCGGGUGCCCGUGCCUGAGGCCCUGCUGCACAGUGGAGGUGCCACGGGCAGCAGUACCUGCAAGCUGGACGGCCUCAUCCACCGCUUCAUCACCCUCCUCGCGGACACCAGCGACUCCCGGUCGUCGGAGAACAGAGUGGCCGACGCUAACAUGGCCUGCCGCAAGCUGGCUGUGGCCCACCCCAUCCUGCUGCUCAGGCACCUGCCCAUGAUCGCUGCGCUCCUUCACGGCCGCACCCACCUCAACUUCCAGGAGUUCCGGCAGCAGAACCACCUGACCUUCUUCCUGCACGUGCUGGGGGUCCUGGAGCUGCUGCAGCCUCAGGUGUUCCAGAACGAGCACCAGGGGGCGCUGUGGGACUGUCUGCGCUCCUUCGUCCGCCUGCUGCUGAGCUACAGGAAGUCUUCCCGCCACCUGGCGCCCUUCAUCCACAAGUUCGUGCACUUCACCCACAAGUACGUGACCUGCAACGCCCCGGCGGCCGUGUCCUUCCUGCAGAAACACGCGGAUGCGCUGCACGACCUGUCCUUCGACAGCAGUGAUCUGGUGAUGCUCAAGUCCCUCCUUGCAGGGCUGAGCCUUCCCAGCAGGGAUGGUAGAGCUGACCGGGGCCUGGACGAGGAGGGCGACGAUGAGAACUCGGCUGGUUCCCUGCCCCUGGUCAGUGUCUCCCUGUUCACGCCCCUGACGGCAGCAGAAAUGGCUCCCUACAUGAAGAGGCUUUCCCGGGGCCAGACUGUUGAGGACGUGCUGGAAGUUCUGAGCGACAUAGACGAGAUGUCUCGGCGGAGACCUGAGAUCCUGGGUUUUUUCUCGACCAGCCUGCAGCGGCUGAUGAGCUCUGCUGAGGAACCCUGCCGCAACCUGGCCUUCGGCCUGGCCCUGCGCUCCAUCCAGAACAACCCCAGCUUUGCAGCGGACUUCUUGCCCACGUUCAUGUGCUGCCUGGGCAGCCGGGACUUCGAGGUGGUACAGACGGCCCUCAGGAACCUGCCCGAGUACACCCUCCUCUGCCAAGAGCACGCGGCGGUGUUGCUGCACCGGGCCUUCCUGGUGGGCGUGUACGGGCAGAUGGACACCAGCGUCCAGAUCUCCGAGGCCCUGAGGAUCCUGCACAUGGAAGCGGUGAUGUGAGCCAGCCUGGCAGCCUCCCUCCGCUGGCCUCCUGCUGGUCUCCUCUGGGGCGAGGAGGGCUCUGAGCCGCCGCAGCAGUGCCCACGGCCCGUGGCUCCCUGCCUGCACAAUGACGGGAGCAGACGCUGAUGUCCCUGCGAGCCACGGCAAGGGGCUGGUUGAAAUGAAACGUUCUGAAUUCCCCGA